AUGGGAUUGUGCGGAGAGGGACAUGUUGUAGAGAGAGAUUCACGUUUUAAAGUGUUUGCUCUGAAGAACAGACAACCAGGGAGAAUCAGAAGCAGAUUCCGAACGCUUCAAUGUAUAGUAUCGGCAGAUGUUUUAAUUAUAGAUGAAAUUUCGAUGCUUAGUGCAAAGCUGUUUGAGCAGUUAGGUGCGAUAUGUUCGAUCAAAGAUCCGUCCAGACUUUUUGGUGGCAUUCAGAUUAUUGUUUCAGGAGAUUUCUUCCAGUUGGCACCAGUGCCAAAUAAGGAGUACAAAGAUGAGGGCGCCAUGUGCUUUACAAGCCCUCUGUUUGAAAAGGUGCUGCCACACAAAGUGGUUUUGACAGAAGUAGUAAGACAAGACAAUGAAUGUUUUAUCAAAGCAAUUCAUGAAGUGUCCAAGGGCACUGUUUCCCCUGAAACAAUUUCAUUUAUUAAGAAAUUAGAAAGACCUUUUCCUGUUGGCCCAGACAGUAGUGUAGUGUUAUUUGCAAAUAAUGAUUUAGUCAACAUAUAUAAUAGACGUGAAAUUCUUAAAUGUCCUGGACAAAUUCGAGAAUUUGUUUCAGAGGAUUCUGGUGACAUACGCGUCCUCAUUAAAAGUAAUGCGCCACCACGUUUAUGGUUGAAAGAAGGAUGCCCUGUAAUUUUAAUCAGGAAUCUCAGCAAAACACUUGUGAACGGACUCCAAGGCAAAGUUGUGGAUUUUGAAGAAGGUUGUCCCGUAGUCCACUUCCCUUCCAUCAGCUGUACAACAAAACUUGAGAAAGUAUCUUUCACAGUAUUUAAUCCUGAUAAGAACAUGACAAUAGCUACUAGAGUGCAAGUACCACUGAAGCUGGCGUAUGCAAUAACGAUUCAUAAGGCGCAAGGAAUGACGCUAGACAGGUAA
This is a messenger RNA of Mercenaria mercenaria, 906 nucleotides long. RefSeq names its product ATP-dependent DNA helicase PIF1-like. The coding region runs from base 1 to 906 and encodes 301 amino acids. NCBI's taxonomy places the organism in Eukaryota, Metazoa, Mollusca, Bivalvia, Venerida, Veneridae. The record is from RefSeq and is a predicted model, not a curated record. Gene Ontology annotation, molecular function: DNA helicase activity. The transcript is spliced from 3 exons. Gene Ontology annotation, biological process: DNA repair; telomere maintenance.